UGAAUUUUGAGUUGGAUGAGAUGUGAUCAAAGUUGUGUCUGUGCUAGAUGUGGUGGUCGUAAGAGGCCUGUUCCCAAGGGUAUUAUGUAUGGUAAGCCAACAAACCAAGGUAUCACACAGCUGAAUUUUCAACGUAACAAAAGAUCAAUUGCAGAGGAACGUGCUGGGCGUAAGUUGGGUGGUCUGAAGGUUCUCAAUUCCUACUGGACCGAUGAGGAUUCAACAUACAAAUACUAUGAGAUCAUCUUGGUUGAUGCUGCCCAUAAUGCGAUCUGCAAUGACCCUAUGAUCAACUGGAUCUGCAAGCCUGUUCAUAAGCACAGGGAGCUCCGGGGACCGACUUCUGCUGGUAAAAAGUACAGGGGUCUCCAUGGAAAGGGACACUUGGACCACAAGGCAAGGCCAUCCCGAAGGGCAAACUGGAAGAGAAACGACACCCUCUCUCUCCAUCGCUAUCGUUAAUGGAAGUGACAUUUCUUGCAGUUCUUGUUGUGUUAGGAUUGGGAUUUCAUUUGUAGGACUCAGUAGCCUGUUUGGGAUAAAGAAUGGGUUGGCUAUAACAAGGAACAAAUUCAUAUUUUGGCAGAUUUUAUACGCUA
Nelumbo nucifera (sacred lotus) is the source of this 599-nucleotide messenger RNA. The record is from RefSeq and is a predicted model, not a curated record. Lineage: Eukaryota; Viridiplantae; Streptophyta; Magnoliopsida; Proteales; Nelumbonaceae.